UAUAGAAUUGGUUUGAAUAACAACAGGGGUGGCUAUUUGUACGGCGAUAGAAUGGCUGAAACAAGAUUUAUUGACGAGCUUCGGAAAGAGCUAAAUUGCCCCUCGUGUGGAAACAUCUUGACAACUCCCAAGUCACUCCGUUGCCUUCAUACUAUUUGUCUAGGGUGUAUCACAAAGAACCAAACGCCAGGCUUAAAUAAUAACRUGAGAUUCAUCUGUCCUGAAUGCAACAUUGAAACAACUUUACCAGARGGAAAUGCUGUAAAGUUGCAGUCUUCCUCGUACAUCGACGCCUUGUUGUACCUUCUCAAUGCUAUUGAGGCGAACUUUGGACAUGAAAAGCAAAACCAGCCGAUGAAUUGUUGCUGUUGUAAGAAACUGUCGUUUAGUUUAACUGCAUUCUGUGCAGAAUGUAGUGGUUUAAUUUGCAAUGACUGCGUAAGUCUUCACAACACRAAGAAGCACAAAAACCACACUGUAGUCAUGCUGCAAGAGUUCRAUGAAGACAACUUAGAUAAUUAUAUCAAGUCGCAAACUUUCUGCCAAGAAACUCAGUUUCAUGGCAAAAAUGGCGUGAAUAAAAGGAUAUAUUAUUUCUGUAAAGAAGAGGGCUGCCAACUUUGCAUUUGCAGAAGAUGCUGCUUGCUAGAACAUCAAAAACACAGAUUACUUAGUCUUGACGAAAUGGUUCAGAGAUUUGAAAAGAAAACUCAAGAUGAUAUGUUGAAAUUACAACAAUUGUCAGAGAAACUCGAGGAGGAUUUGAUAGACUCUCAGAAACAGAUGUCACGGGUUGAUCAAGAAAUCAAAGUGGCAAAACAGAAGGUACGCAACGCGGUCGAAACUGUUGUAAAGAAAGCUAAAGAACAUGAAGAGACCGUCAUUCAAUCUUUGGAGAAAAGACUCGAGGAUUACCGCGCUUCAUACACCAAAGAACAAAAUGACAUCAAAGAAAGAAAAAAGCAGUUGGACGGCUUUACAGCGCGCUGUAAAACUAUGGUUGACAAGAAUAAAUGGGAACUUGUGCGUAUUCAAAAAAAUCUCAACCAUUUUUGCCAGACGUUUGUSGAAAGGCCACCAGUCGCUUCCAAGGACAUCAAGCGAAACUUGACAGUUCAUUACGUUACAGACUACGUCAUCUGCCAAUCAGUAAAGGCCAUGGGUAAGAUAGUGGAAAGCGUGACAGAUCAAUCUCACUGUCCAAUAGAAUCCUUGAAAGAACCUCGUUACAGCUUUGUAAAUGACUCCGAUUACGUGACGAGGAAUUCUAAUGGUGAUAUGUCUAUGGCAACAAGAUGGAAAMGGACUUUYCUGUGGAGCAGGUCGAAGUCGAUGUUGUCUUUAAAUGAGAUACCUUCAAGAUUGACUAGGGCUUAUUCAGUAUCGUGAGAAAAUGGCUCUUUGUCGGUCUAGUUUCCAGGCUUUUCCUGCUCUCGCUCGGCCUAGAACUCUUGGGGUACUAUGCUCGAGUUCUCCUUAGUGUCAUCGGAUUGAUGCUAUUAAACAUUAUAAUGGAAAAGUGCUGUAAUAUUGUUUUGUUUCCGGACGCUCUGCGAACAAACAAGGACCAAUAAUCAAAAAUUAUGCUAACAAAAGCCCCGCUGAAAAAAUUAAAUUAGCUUUACACGUUCUCAUCUGAGAAAUCCAAUUUCGCUUCAGAAUCUCCCCCGGUCCCCGACGGUGAAAAAACUGAUUUCAUGAACGUGUCAUUCCACGCCGUUAAUUAACAAGUUUUCUUCUUUUCAAUACUCUAGUUGCUAGGAAAUACUUAACAUAUGUCUGCCAWUUGAUUAUUGCUAUUUUAAUCAAUGUAGAAGUGUCUAGAAGUUGUUACGGUUAAAAAAAGACUUUUCAUGGCUUGUAACUUGUCAUUUUUUGUUUAAAUACUAAGUUUUGCUUCUUCUACGUCAGUUUUUUUUUUUAUUUUCCGAGCUUUCGGACAACUUGUCCAUCAUCAAGGCAAAAUGAAAUUACAAUGUCUACAAUGCUUUCAUUUUGCUCUGAUGAUGGACAAGUUGUCCGAAAGCUCGGAAAACGUCAAAGAAGCAAAACUUAGUAUUUAAACAAUGGAUACUACGUACGAUAACAUUUUAACAUUGUCAUUUUUUGUCAUCUGUACUGAUAAAAGAUUUUUGAGUAAUUACCUGAAGAACGCAAUUUGCUCUUGCGCAGCUGUCAUUUCUUAUCUAUUUGCAAAUGAUACUGUACAAUAAAGAUUGCCUUAUUGUU
Molecule: messenger RNA, 2229 nt
Organism: Exaiptasia diaphana
Lineage: Eukaryota; Metazoa; Cnidaria; Anthozoa; Actiniaria; Aiptasiidae
Product: E3 ubiquitin-protein ligase TRIM33
Exons: 1
Coding region: 52-1389 (445 amino acids)
Molecular function (GO): zinc ion binding
Source: RefSeq, a predicted model, not a curated record